This is a messenger RNA of Lethenteron reissneri (Far Eastern brook lamprey), 2134 nucleotides long. RefSeq names its product ragulator complex protein LAMTOR4-like. Gene Ontology annotation, cellular component: lysosome; Ragulator complex. Gene Ontology annotation, molecular function: guanyl-nucleotide exchange factor activity. The record is from RefSeq and is a predicted model, not a curated record. Gene Ontology annotation, biological process: cellular response to amino acid stimulus; positive regulation of TOR signaling. Lineage: Eukaryota; Metazoa; Chordata; Hyperoartia; Petromyzontiformes; Petromyzontidae.
UCCACACCCCCCUCCUUCCCUAACUCUGUGCGCUCUGAGUGCUAGAAAAGUUAAUUUUAUACUCGCACGGUUACAUUAAGCUCCUUCUACUUGUGUGUGUGUGUUCCUCGGUUACACAUUACAGCACUCCUUCGGCUGUUAUGGCGAACACGCUCACGCAGGGCCUGGAGAAGAUCCCCGACCAGCUGGGAUACCUCGUCAUGUCCGACGACGGGGUCCUUGCCUCGGGCGGCGAGCUGGAGAACGCGGAGCGCGCGGGGAAGGUGCUCGUGGCGAUGCUCCGCUUGGCCGUGACGCUGACCAUCGAGGACAAGGCGGAACCCUGCUUCAAGAGACUGUCUGUGAUGUUUGAAGAUCACAGCUACUUGCUGACAGUGUCCGGCCAGAAGAUUUUCGUGGUGAAGAGGAAGAGAUCUCCGUCGUGUCCCAAAGAAGCAUAAGAACGAGGAGACAUCACGAUUCACGCCGAUGGUAGUGGCUGUUAUUAAACCCAGUAGUUCUCAGCCUUGUUGGGGUUGUGGCCCCCCAAUCCAGACAACAAUUCCCAGGGUCCCCCCAAAGUUACUUCGAACAGCACGGUUGGAUACGUAUGGUGCGAAAGACGUUCAACAUACAUACAUACUGAGACCAGUAUUAACACGUAGGCUUUCGCGACCAACAUCAUCCAUAAUACAGGUUUUUUUUGGUGAGAUCGCGGAAAUAUAUAAAAGUGUCGUUAAACCUGCCACCACCCGACACAGCCAACUAGUAAGGGUUGUCACUUAAAUAGAACGUGGCCAAUUCGUUGCUAGUACAGCACUAACCGGUGUGUUGGAGAGCAAAGCCACAACAUUUACAAUCUGAGUACGACAUUUCGCCAGUAAUUACAACUAGCUUCAGUAAUUGCAACAAGCUUAAUUGAUGAAGCUAGUUGUAAUUUCUGGUGAAACGUCGUACUCAAGAUUGUAAAUGUUCUGGCUUUGCUCUUCAACACACCGGUUAGUGCUGUACUAGUAAUUGGCUGUGUCGGUGGUGGCGGGUUUAGCGAUCUAACCCAAACAAACUUGUAUUGUGGAUGAGAACAGCACACACGAAUAUUAUUACGACACAUUCACACCCCUAGUCAUUGUGGUGUUAGCAAGUCACGUGUUUCACGCUGCGCAUCCGUCUGCGUUUUUGUCACCGCACGCGACGCCGAAGCUCCCCGCACACCUUUUUAACAUUUCUCCUGCACGGUAUCCCUGCUGCAGACUCCUGUGUGUCCCCCCCCCCCCCCCCUCUGCGAGGCGACCGGGGCACGCCCCGCAGGUUUGAGAGCCCCGUGGGCUGAACGUGGCACGCGGCGCUGCACACGCACCACGCCCCACGUGUGCACGCACUACAGUUUGUUGAAAAAGUGAAAAGUUUUUUUGCGCUACGUUCACACGCGCACGCACACGCACGCACACGCACGCGCACGCUUCACACGUGCGCUUCCCACGUGCACGAGCGCGUGUGAAGCGCAUAGACAAGUCAGGGCACACAGACGCACACGUCGUAAUACAGAGGCAAAGGUACCCCCCCCCCCAGGAGCCUCGGCAGACUUCUGGGGCAAGUGCUGUUGGCGAGAACGGCACGCGAAGGGGUUGGUGUUCAGCACGGGGCUCCGACGCCGUUGUCAUCGCGCCGCGCCUGGCCCCCAUUUAAGGCUGAAUCUACCUAGGGGGGGGAGGUCCCAGAACCGGUUCGGAUGUUCGUCACUGACGUUGGCCGUGAGCGGGAAUCGAACUUGGGUCGCGGGGUUACGCAGACGCGCACGCACACAAACAAAGACAAAGAUCCCACUCUCCCCGUUAUAGCCUUAACAGACUCUUCGGGGCAAGUGCUGUUGGCGAGCGCCUAUGAACACAGUCGGGCACGUACGCAUCACGGAACACUGGCAUGCAUUCACGCGCGCAUCCGUGCGCUCACCACGAACCGGACGCUGUUAGUGCGUCGCGACGUUUGGGAAGCUUCGCUCGAAAUCGCUGCUCCUGCUGCUGCUGCUGCUGCUUCUUCUAUGGGAGAUCACGGUGGCAGCGUUGGUCCGAAUACAUUUGUAAGUGGGCUCGCUGCGCGUGGGCCUUCGUUGCGUGGACAUCCGCAAAAUUUGCAAAUAAAUGCGCGCGGAUAAUAA